AUGGCGUCGUUUUGGCGUCGACCAGGGGUGCUGUUUGGCAGUGCAGCACUCUAUGCAGGUGUAACCUUUGCUACUUAUGUGACGCUAUACGAUCCGAGGAAAAACACUGCUCAUUCUUCUGCUGCAAUACCUGUCAAUGACGCCAAGCGACUGCACAUUUUUGACACCAACGCGUCAAAAUACGACAAGGAAGUGGACUGGGACGAACGACUUAUGGGUAUCUCACUCAUGCGACGUCUCCUAUUGAGGAAGGCAAGGGGAUACGUCCUUGAGGUAGCCGCUGGAACGGGCCGGAACUUAGCAUUUUAUCCUCCCACCUCUCGGACGAUUUUGACCGACUUCAGUUGUGGGAUGUUAGACCAAGUGUCAAAAACACAGCAGCAGCGACUGGCUAGUUGUGAAUUGCGUGUAAUGAGCGCAGACGAGCUAGCGUUUCCUGACAAUCAUUUUGACACGGUGGUGGAUACUUUUGGACUUUGUAGCAUGGACGAUUCGUUGCGGACGUUGCGGGAGAUGCAACGCGUGUGUAAGAAAGACGGCGGUCGAAUACUAUUGCUAGAGCAUGGUCGGAGCAGCUACACGUGGCUGUCGGGUAUUUUGGAUAAGUUUGCAGAUUUGCAUGCUCAAAAGUGGGGCUGUCAUUGGAAUCGAGACAUUCUGAUGCUAGUGAAGGAGGCCGGUCUGGAAGUAGAGACUGUAUACCGCUUCCAUUUUGGUACAACCUACUAUAUCGUGGCUAAGCCUUGA
Peronospora belbahrii is the source of this 747-nucleotide messenger RNA. The record is from the annotation of a GenBank genome assembly. NCBI's taxonomy places the organism in Eukaryota, Oomycota, Peronosporomycetes, Peronosporales, Peronosporaceae.